AUGUCCCUGUUUGCACAUGGCACUGGCGCACAACUCGACGCCCGUAACAGCCCUGUAUUGAGUCCAACAAAUUGGCCACGAAACGGACGGCGUCGGUUUUUUGCUGAGGGAAUCGAUAUCAGCGGAUCAUCUUGGAAGCCUCCCAUGAGGCGGUUUAACGACAGUUCCUUUCUGCAGGUGGAUCCUCUACCGCCUUGGAACAGCAAUUUGGACAAUGUAGCCAAACCGUUCGAUGCCGGCUAUGGUUCAACGCCGGAAUUAAGGGCGCUGAGAUCACGCAUUAUUGAUUCGCCUGGACACGCUAGUGGGUUAGACGUGCCGGCAUACCUGAGAAGUGUCGAUACCAAGAAAUUCUCGUACACCCCGAAGCGCUUUGAUGCUUUUGCGAGGUCGGUUUCCCCUAGGCGUAACGGGAAUAUUAUGAACAAUGAUACAAGCUUCAACUUCAAGUCACCACUGCUUACAAAACGCAGUAGGAUAAGAAGAAGCAGUAGGGCCUCGCUACCCGAACUUCGAAUAGGAGCGUAUGCACCAUACUCACAAGGCGCACGUAGUAUAAAUCCAACGCGCAGAUACGAGAGCUACAAUGACCAGAUGGAAUUUCAUACGACGCCGCCAAAUAAGUCUAGAAUCAACAUACACGCUACAGAUGAUAUUCUCAAUCGCAUUAAAAGAAGUCUUUCAGAGUGCGAAAACAUUACACGGCGAUUAGACCGGCAAUACGGAUCACGACGAUCGCAACAAUCCCUUACUGACUAUAGCGAACGUGUAUUCCCAAGGUCACUCGCGGAUAAUUUGUUCGCCAGUAAGGGCAGUGUGGCGCCAAACUACCGCAACAGUUUACAUGUCAGCAGGUCAAGUGUAGAGCAAACGAAUAACGAUAUUAGGAAGCGGGAUAUAUUGGAGUCAGAAAGGCCAAAAGGUACAUUAUCGCGAAUUUUGGAAAAUAUAAAACGUAUACGAAGCCGUACGCUCUUCACAAACGAUGCCACAGAAAAGCGUAACUUUGUAGAGGUGGAAAAGGAAGUAGUGGAAUCGCCUAAGCUUAGACGGAAGACCAGGACACUGGAUGUUGAUGCCAUACAACAGAGGAUCAAGCAACAAAAGCGCAGUCUACUAUCACAACGCACUCCAACGCGCUUCGAUUGA
Molecule: messenger RNA, 1149 nt
Organism: Babesia sp. Xinjiang
Lineage: Eukaryota; Apicomplexa; Aconoidasida; Piroplasmida; Babesiidae
Exons: 1
Coding region: 1-1149 (382 amino acids)
Source: RefSeq, a predicted model, not a curated record